AUAGAGAUUCCAAGUUGUUGAGGGUUUGUGAAGAGUGGUGGAGAACAAGAAGAAAAUGCCGUGCCUUAACAUUUCAACUAACGUCAAUUUGGAAGGUGUUGAUACUUCAUCUGUACUUUCUGAAGCUACUUCUAUUGUUGCCAAAAUCAUUGGCAAACCUGAAGCUUAUGUCAUGAUUGUGUUGAAGGGAUCUGUUCCCAUGUCUUUUGGGGGUACAGAACAACCCGCUGCCUAUGCUGAGUUGGUCUCAAUUGGGGGCUUAAAUGCUGAUGUUAACAAGAAACUCAGCGCUGCAAUUGCUGAAACACUUGAGACCAAAUUGUCUGUCCCCAAAUCUCGAUUUUUCCUGAAAUUCUAUGAUGCUAAGGGUUCCUUCUUUGGCUGGAAUGGAGAUACCUUCUGAGUUUCUAUUUCAUUUCACAAUUGGCUAUCUUUGAGCCACGUAUGAACUGUAUUUAUGUGCUUGGAUCUGUAUCUUCUAAGUAACUGGUAUUGUAUCUUUCUUGGUAGUACUUGGAAUGAUGAAUGUCUGGUCCUUUUGAAUGAUGGAAUUAUCCUGCUUAGGCCCUUGAUGUGAUCUUGGAAACAUAGUCUUGAAUAGGAGGUUUGAGCUAUUAGCACUCUUAUGCAAUGACAUGAUAUCAUUAAAGGAAUAAGUUGCAUUCUUGGAACUAAA
This is a messenger RNA of Lycium ferocissimum, 676 nucleotides long. RefSeq lists its product as uncharacterized. The coding region runs from base 56 to 403 and encodes 115 amino acids. The transcript has 3 exons. The record is from RefSeq and is a predicted model, not a curated record. Lineage: Eukaryota; Viridiplantae; Streptophyta; Magnoliopsida; Solanales; Solanaceae. Gene Ontology annotation, molecular function: phenylpyruvate tautomerase activity.